UCAGUACCAAAAGCGGUAACCCCGAGCUACACUCAGGCUUACCAUUCAGCGUUGCAUAGGGAGUCCCUGCAGCGCUUACCUUGUCCUUCGCUCCCGCGAUGCGUCCCCUGCAGCGUCCCCGGCCAUCUCCUCUGGCCGAUGCCGGCAUCCGGCUUCCGUGUUACGGUCCCUGUGACGUCAGGACGUACGGGCGCCGGAACCGGUGGCAAAUUUAAAAUUUUUUUUAAAAGUCAUUUUUUAAAAAAUUAUUAUUACAUAUGCUUUGUCCUGUCCCCUGCCUGCAUUUUGACUUCUUUC
Staurois parvus is the source of this 297-nucleotide messenger RNA. The record is from the annotation of a GenBank genome assembly. Lineage: Eukaryota; Metazoa; Chordata; Amphibia; Anura; Ranidae.